This is a messenger RNA of Jatropha curcas, 1946 nucleotides long. RefSeq names its product auxin transporter-like protein 2. The record is from RefSeq and is a predicted model, not a curated record. NCBI's taxonomy places the organism in Eukaryota, Viridiplantae, Streptophyta, Magnoliopsida, Malpighiales, Euphorbiaceae.
CCAAAACCGCUUAUGUGAAAUCCCUUUCAACCACAGCCUUUCUCACUCUUCUAGUUCUAGAUCUCCCUCCCUCCUGUCUUAUAUAUAUACCUCUCUACCUAUUUCCUUCUCUUCACUUCAAUUUCCAAUCUCAAAAACCCUUUUCUUUAUACUGCAACUCCAUAAGAAACAGAGCAAAGAUGGCAGCUGCAGCUGAUAAGGUAGUGGAGACGGUCAUUGUAGGGAAUUAUGUAGAGAUGGAAACUGAAGGGAAACCUAAAAACAUGAAAUCAAGAUUAUCUAACUUCUUAUGGCAUGGCGGUUCGGUUUAUGAUGCUUGGUUUAGUUGUGCUUCGAAUCAGGUGGCUCAAGUAUUGCUUACAUUGCCAUACUCAUUUUCUCAGCUAGGAAUGUUAUCUGGAAUAUUAUUUCAGCUAUUCUAUGGGCUACUGGGUAGCUGGACAGCUUAUCUUAUUAGCGUUCUUUAUGUAGAAUACAGAACCAGAAAAGAAAGAGAGAAAGUUGAUUUUAGAAACCAUGUCAUCCAGUGGUUUGAAGUUCUUGAUGGGCUACUUGGAAAAUAUUGGAGAAAUGUGGGUUUGGCAUUUAAUUGCACAUUUCUUUUGUUUGGAUCUGUCAUUCAACUCAUAGCUUGUGCAAGUAACAUAUAUUACAUAAAUGACAAUCUGGACAAGAGGACAUGGACAUAUAUAUUUGGAGCUUGUUGUGCCACCACAGUUUUUAUUCCUUCAUUUCAUAAUUACAGAAUCUGGUCAUUUCUUGGCCUUCUCAUGACCACUUACACAGCUUGGUAUCUUACCAUUGCUUCUCUCCUCCAUGGCCAGGUAGAAGGGGUGAAGCAUUCGGGUCCAACAAAGAUGGUGCUAUACUUCACUGGGGCCACAAACAUUCUCUACACAUUUGGGGGACAUGCCGUUACUGUAGAAAUCAUGCACGCAAUGUGGAAGCCUCAGAAGUUCAAGGCCAUUUACUUACUGGCUACCGUUUAUGUGCUGACCCUGACGCUUCCCUCAGCAGCAGCAGUAUAUUGGGCAUUUGGAGACAUGCUUCUUAAUCACUCCAAUGCCUUUUCUCUCCUCCCAAGAUCGCCCUUCAGAAACAUGGCUGUUAUUUUAAUGCUCAUCCACCAGUUUAUAACAUUUGGGUUUGCAUGCACUCCAUUAUACUUUGUGUGGGAGAAAGCAAUAGGGAUGCAUGAAUGCAAGAGCUUAUGCAAAAGGGCAGCCGCUAGAUUGCCUGUGGUAGUUCCUAUCUGGUUCUUAGCCAUCAUCUUCCCAUUCUUUGGACCCAUCAAUUCCACCGUUGGAUCACUCCUUGUUAGCUUCACUGUCUACAUCAUUCCUGCCUUGGCUUACAUCUUUACAUUCAGAUCAGCGGCCGCUAGAGAGAAUGCAGUGGAGCAGCCACCCAAGUACAUGGGAAGAUGGGUAGGGACAUACAUGAUAAAUGUAUUUGUAGUGAUCUGGGUUUUCAUUGUUGGGUUUGGAUUUGGUGGAUGGGCGAGCUUGACAAAUUUCAUACACCAAAUUGAUACAUUUGGUUUAUUUACUAAAUGUUACCAAUGUCCACCACCAACAUUGCAACCACUUCUAAAUGCCACCGCCGCUGCUCCUCCUCUCCACCACCCAAAUAACAACCACACUCACCACCUUUGAUUUUGUGCCCACACCAUAAGAUUGCUAACGUACGAAGUUUCUAGCCCUUCAUCUUGAUCUUGAUCAUGAUCAUCAUGCCACUUCGGUUGGACCAUAGACAGAGAAGGUUAAAAGAAUUCCUAGAUUUGUCUUUGGCUAGUGAUAAUAGUAUCAUGUACCCUCCAAUACAAAUAUAUAUUCUACCUUUCUUUUUAUUGUCUUUCUGUGUCUUGUAUUAAGCUUAGAAAGUUGUAUGAAUUUCAUUAAACCAAAAAGAAAAAAGAAUUAAUGUAUGGAAUAUUUUAAUUUUAA